AUGCACCACCUCUCCUCCACUAUCCGUCUUUCCGCACGCAAAAUUAGUGGUGUUCGAUAUGCGCACAAAGAUAUCAAAUUCAGUAAUGAAGGACGCGCGGCAAUACUCAAUGGUGUCAACAUCCUUGCUAACGCUGUUAGUGUAACCUUGGGACCCAAGGGCCGCAAUGUGAUUAUUGAACAGAGCUUUGGCGGUCCAAAGAUCACGAAGGAUGGUGUCACAGUCGCUAAGGCUGUUACUCUAAAGGACAAGUUUGAGAACCUGGGUGCCAGACUCGUUCAGGAUGUCGCACAGAAGACCAACGAGAUUGCUGGAGACGGAACGACAACUGCUACCGUGCUCGCUCGGGCCAUCUAUGCUGAGGGCGUUAAGAACGUAGCUGCUGGGUGCAACCCAAUGGACCUCCGCCGGGGUUCGCAAGCAGCUGUGGAAAAGGUCGUCGCCUUCCUUGGCGACAAGACGAAGACGAUCACAACAAGUGAGGAAAUUGCCCAGGUUGCUACGAUCAGUGCGAACGGCGAUGUCCAUGUCGGGAGCCUGAUUGCACAGGCGAUGGAGAAGGUCGGCAAGGAGGGUGUCAUCACGGUCAAGGAGGGAAAGACAAUUGAAGACGAGAUUGAGAUCACGGAGGGCAUGCGGUUCGACCGGGGAUUCAUCAGUCCAUAUUUCAUCACGGACGUCAAGGGCCAGAAAUGCGAGAUGGAGAAACCGUUGAUCUUGCUCAGCGAGGGCAAGAUCAGUGUGCUUGCUGAUAUCUUGCCGUCUCUGGAGAUUGCCGCUAGGGAGAGACGGCCAUUGGUCAUUAUCGCUGAGGAUGUCGACGGCGAGGCAUUGGCAGCUUGUAUUCUCAACAAGCUACGUGGUCAACUGCAGGUCGCUGCGGUAAAGGCCCCUGGCUUCGGGGACAACCGCAAGAACAUCCUUGGCGAUUUGGCGGUUCUUACUGGUGGUACUGUGUUUAGCAACGAGGUCGACAUCAAGCUUGAGCAUGCAUCGCGGGAGAUGCUCGGUAGCUCCGGUAGCUUGACUGUAACCAAGGAAGACACGAUCGUUCUUAACGGUGAAGGCGAGGGCCGGGCAAUCCAGGCGCGGUGCGAGCAGAUCCGAGGGUUAAUUGAUGACAAGGGCACGAGCGAUUACGAUCGUACACGUCUACAGGAGCGUCUUGCUAAGCUGAGCGGCGGUGUUGCUGUCAUUAAAGUCGGCGGCAGCAGCGAAGUCGAAGUGGGAGAGAAGAAGGACCGAUAUGAUGAUGCCCUUAACGCGACGCGUGCAGCUGUUGAGGAGGGUAUCCUUCCUGGGGGCGGUAUUGCCCUUCUCAAGGCUUCGCAGAUUCUAGACGGUGUCGCGACCGCUAACUUUGACCAAGAGCUAGGUGUCAGCAUCAUAAAACGCGCCCUUGCUGGACCAGCUCGGGCAAUUCUAUCGAACGCUGGUGAAGAGGCAAGUGUCAUAGUUGGCAACGUGCUAGAGCGUUACGCUGGUGAAGACAAGUUUAGCUGGGGAUACGACGCGAGCAAGGGCGAAUAUGUUGACAUGGUCAAGAGUGGCAUUGUUGACCCGCUCAAGGUCGUACGCACGGCGCUGGUUGAUGCAUCCGGUGUUGCUAGCUUGCUGACGACGAGUGAGUGUUCCAUUGUCGAGGCAGAAGUUGAGGAGAAGGGCGGCCCACCGAUGGGCGGAAUGGGCGGAAUGGGCGGCAUGGGGGGUUUCUAG
Guyanagaster necrorhizus is the source of this 1716-nucleotide messenger RNA. Its product is annotated as chaperonin GroL. Gene Ontology annotation, biological process: protein refolding. Gene Ontology annotation, molecular function: ATP binding; ATP-dependent protein folding chaperone. The coding region runs from base 1 to 1716 and encodes 571 amino acids. The transcript has 4 exons. NCBI's taxonomy places the organism in Eukaryota, Fungi, Basidiomycota, Agaricomycetes, Agaricales, Physalacriaceae. The record is from RefSeq and is a predicted model, not a curated record.